Molecule: messenger RNA, 789 nt
Organism: Fusarium poae
Lineage: Eukaryota; Fungi; Ascomycota; Sordariomycetes; Hypocreales; Nectriaceae
Exons: 3
Coding region: 1-789 (262 amino acids)
Source: RefSeq, a predicted model, not a curated record
AUGACAUCUAAGAUAAGAUUUGAUCUCAUCGCAGGCACUGGCAUGAAGUUAAGCCAGCAGCUGGGAUGCAUUGCUGUCCAGGCCCGACAUGGCCGAGAUCGCUGCCGUAUAGAACUCUUCGCACCUCGGACCCCGUUUGAAGCCAGUGACUCGGACUCGUUCUUCCAAAUCGCCACCGACAUCGCCCGCCUGGACCGCGAAGCACCUCGAAACCGUCAAAGAUGCAAUUCGACCCCGCGAGAAAAUACUCAGCAGUAUAAAGUUCAACGCCAGCAUGAUAUUCGGGAAGCUUCAAGCGAAAUUGCACCGCGAGAUGCGUGUCCUGAUACAGCAAAGGACGACCUCGCUCACAUCCGACAUUUGAUCAAAACCAGUUACGAGGCCAAGUUCUCCGAUCAAGAACUGGGCAUUCCACAUGAUAUUAUUGACGAUCAACUUAAACUACUCAACGGCCUGUCAAGGGUCAUUCAAGACGCUGACGAACCUGUUGUCGAGUCCUGCAACAAGAAGGAAGAGGAGGAGAGCAAGAUGGGAAAAAUAAUCAAUCGAAUGAAUACGAUUGCGAAUGGGAUCAAGUGGUCACAGGAGAUGAUGUCUAACGUCGAAGCAGAGCUGGUCGAUAUUUCUCUCUUGGUCGAUUUCGCCAGGAUUGGGGGGCGAGGUGUGAAGGCAUUGGAAAACAAACAUCCAGGCCUCCUCAAGGACUUGAGGGACAUGGCAAGAGAGCUUGAGAACCAUUCGUUCCCAUCGCAACCAGCGGGACCAGCUAGUAUGGGAAAGGGGACAUGA